This is a messenger RNA of Pararge aegeria (speckled wood butterfly), 1141 nucleotides long. RefSeq names its product N(6)-adenine-specific methyltransferase METTL4 (gene Mettl4). NCBI's taxonomy places the organism in Eukaryota, Metazoa, Arthropoda, Insecta, Lepidoptera, Nymphalidae. The coding region runs from base 53 to 1099 and encodes 348 amino acids. Gene Ontology annotation, cellular component: RNA N6-methyladenosine methyltransferase complex; nucleus. The record is from RefSeq and is a predicted model, not a curated record. Gene Ontology annotation, molecular function: methyltransferase activity; nucleic acid binding. The transcript is spliced from 6 exons.
UGAAUUAUUUAAAAUUAUAGAUACAUUAAAAUAUUCUACAUGAAAUGUGAAAAUGACUGUUCUAUUCAGCUAUAAAAAUCUACUAUUAGUAGAUCACCGCGACUUCAUAACAAAUGUUUAUAAAAACGUAAAUAAUCAACAUCAGAGUAUUACAAUUAACUCAAAAAUGUUUUGUAUAAAAGGUGGGAGAAGUAAUUUGAUACUUAAUAGAAAGAGAACACGCGAUUGUGAGCAGCUAUUAGAAGAAACACUUAAAAUUAAACAAAUGCACAAUGAACUCAUAACAAAAUUACCAUUGGAAAUGAAGUUACGUUUAAGUGAAAAGUAUGAUGUAUUGGAAACAUCACUUGUCAGGGAGUUAGCACAGAAGCACUUUGAAUCAACAAUAUUUGAUCACCAAGGGUUGAAGGGCGGCAAUAAUUCGGAUACUCCUUUGAAAUGUAUGAUCAAAGAAGACAACUACCUGAUACCACAAAACUCCAGAUUCUUCUGUGGUUGUGUGAAAGAACAAUGUGCUAAAUUAAAAGGCGAUAAAUUCGAUAUCCUGAUAGCUGAUCCUCCUUGGUGGAAUAAAUAUAUCAGAAGGCUAAAGGGAGCUAAUAAUAAAUUGAGCUAUUCCAUGAUGUACAAUGAGGACAUAGCAUCAAUACCUGUCAAAGAACUCCUAUCAGAAAACUGCCUUAUUGCUGUAUGGUGCACCAAUUCACCUAGUAAUAUAAACGCUGUUAAAAAUCUUAUAUUUCCCAAAUGGGGCGUUGAAUAUGUAACAACUUGGUACUGGUUAAAGUUAAACAUAGAUUUCACACCACUCUGUGAGUUUGCUAACGGAUGUAAAAAGCAGCCGUAUGAAAGAAUUGUUAUAGGCAAAGUUGGCAAUGUGUGUGUGCCAAAUGACAAAUUGGUGGCUAGCAUACCAAGUGCAUUGCAUUCACACAAACCUCCGCUAUUGGAUCUACUAAAACCCUGCAUCGAUGUAGAAAAGCCUCAGAUUUUAGAAUUAUUCGCUCGGUACCUCCUUCCGAAUACGACCAGCGUGGGCUACGAGCCUCUGAAAUGGCAACAUGUAUCUUUAUACGAAGAAGUUUUUGAUAUUACUUGAGUAUACUUUCUAUGUAAUAAAGAAUGAAUUUUAUUACCUCGG